This is a messenger RNA of Hevea brasiliensis (rubber tree), 1209 nucleotides long. RefSeq lists its product as uncharacterized. The transcript is spliced from 3 exons. NCBI's taxonomy places the organism in Eukaryota, Viridiplantae, Streptophyta, Magnoliopsida, Malpighiales, Euphorbiaceae. The record is from RefSeq and is a predicted model, not a curated record. Gene Ontology annotation, molecular function: protein dimerization activity. The coding region runs from base 1 to 1209 and encodes 402 amino acids.
AUGUUGCGGAAGUUUACUAAUGGAGUAGAAUUGCUAAGGCUAGGGCAAACUAGAUUUGCUACUGCUUUUAUUACACUGGGAAGGAUUCAUCUUCAGAAAGCCAACAUUAGAAAAAUGUUUACUUCGGAAAGUUGGACAACUAGUAAAUGGGCUAAAGAGGUGAAAUGCAAAAAGUGUGAAAGGACGGUUUUGAGUCCUGCCUUCUGGAAUCAUGUUGUUUAUGCUCUUAAGGUUUCCGGUCUUCUUGUUCGUGUGCUUCGACUUGUUGAUAAUGAAAAAAAGCCAGCUAUGGGAUAUAUUUAUGAAGCCAUGGAUAGGGCUAAAGAAGCCAUUGCCAACUCACUCAAUGGCAAUGAAGAGAAAUACAAGAGCAAUUUUGAGAUUAUUGAUGCGAGAUGGUCACUUCAAUUGCAUCGUCCUUUGCAUGCUGCUGGAUACUUUUUGAAUCCUGAAUUUUUUUAUCCAAAUAAGAUGAGAAUUGAAUCUGAUGAAGAGGUCAAUACAGGAUUGCUUUCAUGUAUUCAUAAAAUGGAAAAAAAUUCAGCAAAAGUUGAUAUGAUUCUUGAUGAAAUUGAGAAAUACAAGGCAGUGAGGACCUUUGGUUUUCCUUCAGCUAUUAGAGGAAGAACAACCAAAUCUCUAGCUGCUUGGUGGAAAACAUAUGGUUCUUCAACUCCAAACCUACAAAAGUUUGCUAUAAAGGUUCUGAGUCUCACAUGUAGUGCAAGUGGUUGUGAAAGAAAUUGGAGUGUAUUUGAGCAUCUUCAUAGUAAGAAAAGAAAUCGGCUAUUUCAAGAACGCUUGGACAAUUUGGUAUAUGUGAAGUACAAUAGAGCGUUGCUACGCCGACACACUUUUGGGGAUAUCACAACACCUAUUGAUUUGGCAAAUAUUGAUGAGAGUAAUGAAUGGUUGCUUGGUGAAUUAGAAAAAGGUGAUGGGGAUGAUGAUGAUGAUGAUUCUCUUGUUUUCAUGAAUGACGUAUUGACCUGGGGUGAUGUUGGUAGAGCAGCUGGAGUUUCUGAAUCUCGUUAUGAAUCGAGAUCGGCUGCAAGAUCAACACCCCCAGUUGAAACUCCAUCAUUUCGAAGGCCUCGUGCAAUGAGAGGUGCAUCCUCUUCGCAAGUUGAUGAUGAUGAAGAGGAGGAAGAAUUUGUGAUGGCCGUUGUUGAAAAUGAAGAUGAUUUUGGAAAUCUUGAUGAUGAGUAG